AGCAGUGAAGAGGAGAGGCAGUCAGAUUCGACGACGCAACGGCGCUGAAAAAACUCCAGUGGAAACGCACACGAACGCGGCUCUUCUCCACAUAAAUACACAUUAUAUUAUUUAAGUUUGCCUUGUCCAAUUGGAACGAUCGAAAGGCUGUCCAGCGGAGAGGACGUGCGUGCAAAUCCAGGGCGCGAGUUUUCAUCGGAGAGGAGAGCGAAGAGCGUGAGAAACUGCCACUCUCUGUUGCAGCGCCAGCACAUCCCGUUUCCCAAUUGGAUCCAGCCAGGAGUGGAGAGCGUUCCAAUAGGAGCACCGCAGCUGCAGCACCAACAACAACAACAACAACAUGGCGAUGAACAGUGGGACGCAAACGAAUGCGCUGACAUCAUCCUUUACCACGAAGAAAAAGGAUGCGGCCGCGGAAAAGGAGAACCUAUGGUCAGCGAUAUUGAAUGAAGUACAAACACAGGGCAGCACAAAACUUCCAUCAAACAAAUCUGUACUAGUAUUAGGCGACAAUGCCACCGGAAAGACGACACUCAUUGCCAAACUGCAGGGCGUCGAGGAUCCGAAGAAGGGUUCCGGCCUGGAGUAUGCCUACAUUGAUGUCAAGGAUGAGUACAGAGACGACAUGACGCGCUUGGGCGUUUGGGUCCUGGACGGCGAUCCAGGACACACAAACCUGCUACACUAUGCGCUCAACGAAACGAACUAUGCACACACACUCGUCAUCCUCACCGUUUCGAUGACGCAGCCGUGGGGCUGGCUGGAGCAGCUGAACCAUUGGAUCAAGGUCCUGGGCCAGCACAUCGAUAGCCUGCAGCUGGACGCCAAAGAGAAGGAGGCGGCCCGCCAGCGACUGACCACCACGUGGCAGAGCUACUGUGAGGUGGGCGACGAUCUGGAUCCGGGCUCCCCCGUCAAGCGGACGAUGCGCAACAACUCGAUCGACGAGGAUGACCUGCUGCCGCUGACGGAGGAUGCACUAAUUACAAAUCUGGGCCUCGACAUCGUUGUUGUGGUCACAAAGACGGACUACAUGACCACGCUAGAGAAGGAGUACGAGUAUCGUGACGAGCACUUUGACUUCAUCCAGCAGUGGAUACGUAACUUCUGCCUGCGGCAUGGCACUUCGCUCUUCUACACGAGCGUCAAGGAAGACAAGAACUGUGAUGUCCUCUACAAGUAUCUGACGCAUCGAAUUUAUGGUCUACCAUUCCGUACGCCAGCGCUAGUCGUUGAGAAGGAUGCGGUACUCAUUCCGGCUGGCUGGGAUAGCCUGAAGAAGAUUAGUAUUUUAUACGAGAAUAUGCAUGGAGUCAAGGCCGAGAAUCCCUACACAGACAUUAUCAAAUCGCCACCAACUAGAAAGGCGGUUUCCAAUCGCGAGGCGGAAGUGCAGACGGAAGAUGAGCAGGCGUUCCUGGCACGCCAGCAGGAGAUCCUCAAGCAGGGCGACCAGGUGCGCGGUGAGUCGCCACUGCGAUCGCAGGGCGUAGGCAGCAAUAAGAGCGGACCCCGAACGCCCGGCACCACGGGACAGAGUUCGCCCAAAAAGAUUGAUCCCAAGCUGACGCCAGCAACGCCCGGUGCCGAAGGUGUUCUGGCCAACUUCUUUAACUCGCUGCUGCACAAAAAGUCGGGCAGUCCGGGUGGCGGCGGUUCCGGCGCAGCGGGUAAUCCGGCGGGUCCGGGUCGCACUGCCAACGGUACGGAUGCAGUAAUGACGCCCGAGAAGCUGGCCGUGCGCACAGAUGCGGCCGCCGAGCUGGAUCGAUUAUCGCGCAGCGUGAAAAAGGAGAUCGACAUGUCGCAGAGUGAGUGUUGAGCCGUAGUCAACCAGGAGCAGCAACACACACACCACAGCAGAACAGCAGAAAAGCAGAACAGCAGCGGCAGCAGCAAUGAGAGAACCACAACAGCAUGAGAACGUUAUUUAAGCAUCAAGUGAAGGGCAGAGACUCGCUGAGACUCGUCGAGAGUCGCAGGAUAGCUGGGCAGCCGCGAAAGGGAUCAUAAUUGGAAACAGCUGCCCUGGAUCAUUCAAUGGUCCGCUAGUUGGUGUACGGUCUUUUUAUCAGUUUCGCGGGGGCUAGCUUUUAAGUUGUUUGGAUUCCACGGAACGUGAUCAAUGCCCAGAGAUUGUUCUGCAUAACCACUUUAAAACUUUCAAGGUACUCAUUUGAUGGGUUCCCUAGCCACUAGUGAUUAUUUUUGCGAGCCUUCUGCUUUAUACUCAAACACUUUCGCUAAGAAAUUAAACAAAAAAACAAAAGGAAAACUAGGAAUGAGAAACAUAACGCUGAACAAGAGUUGAGACAUUCGCCACUUAAUGGAUAAGCUUAGGAAAAAUGUUUUCUAUUUGAAGAAGGGAAAUUGUCUGCGAGGCAUCUUGUUGUACUCCUCCCAGCGCAGCUGGCCCCGCUCUGCAUGUGUUUAAAGGGCCUUGGCGAGAUGACAGACAGAGAGAUAUAGAGAGGAUAAUGAUAAUGGUAACGAUAAUGAUAACGCUAAGGAUAAGGAUAAAGUGAAGUAGGUUUUUUUUCGUUCGCGGGUCCACACACACAUUUGUAUAAUAAAUUAUUUAAUGAGCUGUAAAAUGUAAUUAACAAACGGCAGACAAACGAGAGAUUCGAACACGAUUCAAGAUCCCUGCGAUGAUGAGUAUGGCUUGCUCCCUAGCCUGUAUGUACUUUUUAAUUAUAUUAAUUAUUUACACACACACCCACUCACACUUGUGUCGAUUCGGUAGGCGAGACGUUUACAUUAGUAUUUAUACCAGGAGACUUCGAGGCGCUCCUCCAUUGACAUGUGUACAUUUUAAGUUUGCUUUUGUUCCAAAUCCAAAUCCCAGCACAAUCCAAACCUAUUCCAAUCGAUCCAACAAACACACCAACCAACGAAGCCCAUUGUAAUUAAUUUUAUGCCUCCUCAAUCCCUUCGAUUUUAAUGUAGAACUCUUUCGUUAUCCGCUCCAGAAGAGCCACCGCAGUCCGUCUUCAUUUUAAAGCCAGUUUUUAUUUAAGCCAUUUUAAACGAGCGUGGAUCACGGAGGGUACGCAUGCAUGUGUCCUGAUCGAGGAGACCAAGUUAGACCAAGGCUGGAUCGCAUCUCGCCAGGCAAAGAUUACUCUAUUUUACUCUAUGAUUCGAAUCGAGAAGUAGCUUUCCCUUUGCCAUAUGUAUUCCACCAAAUGUAUGUAUGCUCUUCUCGUCGGGAGAUAUAGUUUCCAUAAUAUUCCACAAUUUUUCAUGUCCUCUCCACUGCUCUUCCUCCCGCAUUCAACUCUUUGCCUCUCGCUCUAUGCCGUGUGUCGUCAGAAGCAACCACAAAAAGAAAAUAUAUAUAAUUAACAAUAAAUAAAAACGAAAAAUUAA
Molecule: messenger RNA, 3372 nt
Organism: Drosophila mauritiana
Lineage: Eukaryota; Metazoa; Arthropoda; Insecta; Diptera; Drosophilidae
Gene: Dlic
Product: cytoplasmic dynein 1 light intermediate chain 1
Exons: 8
Coding region: 341-1822 (493 amino acids)
Biological process (GO): microtubule-based movement; microtubule cytoskeleton organization
Cellular component (GO): cytoplasmic dynein complex; centrosome
Molecular function (GO): dynein heavy chain binding
Source: RefSeq, a predicted model, not a curated record